This is a messenger RNA of Lolium perenne, 2608 nucleotides long. Its product is annotated as putative F-box/FBD/LRR-repeat protein At4g03220. Gene Ontology annotation, molecular function: protein binding. The record is from RefSeq and is a predicted model, not a curated record. NCBI's taxonomy places the organism in Eukaryota, Viridiplantae, Streptophyta, Magnoliopsida, Poales, Poaceae.
ACAGAAACGGCGACACGAGAGUGCGAGACGGAAAGCGAAUGAAAGCCGAAACGGCGAGACGAGCGAACGAGACACCGGCACGCACGCACACAUUUCCGUCCCUCGCUCCGCCCGCUGCCGCCGCCGGUUCCAUUGCCGUUCACCUCCGGCCACCGUCUCUAUCCGGUCCCUGCAGCUCUGCACGCCCUUCCGAUCCGUCUCAGGGAUGGAAUUGCGAUCGGACAGUGCCCUCACCCUUCAAUCGCUGCCAGGACCUCCCCCUCGAUCCCCGCCACGGCGCUACCCCUACCCACACGGCGGCGGCGGAGAGGACCGAAUCAGCGCCCUUCCGGACGACGUGCUGCUCCAGGUCAUCGUCCGUUUCCGCUGCGCCCGCGCCGCCGCCCUCACGAGCGCCGUCUCCCGCCGGUGGCGCGGCCUCUGGAGGCACCUCUCCGAGCUCUCCUUCCGCGACAUCCCCUCGGACGCAGCCAGCACCGCCCUCCGCCAGGUCGUCUGCCCCGCACUAUCCCGCCUCGAAAUAGAGAUCCCCGAGGAGCACAGGAUCAUGGACCCUGCCCGCGUCUCCGCGCUGCUCCACGCCGCCGCGCGGCUCGCCCCGGAGGAUCUCGUCGUCGAUCUCUGGGGCCACUGCAAAGACCGUGACAUCCCCAUCCACAUCCCCUCCUUCCAACGCGCCACAUCGAUCAACCUACGCGUGGUCAACCUCUAUCUGACACUACCGGCGGGGGGCAUCGACGAGUUUCCCCUUCUGGAGAGGUUGUCUGUCGCUGGCUGCCGCUUCGACGGCAUGGCUGAGAUGAUCAACCGGUGCCCGAACCUGCGCGUGCUGGAGGUGUGCGGGUGCUGGGGCCUCGACACGGUCAAAAUCCACUCGCCGACGAUCGAGGAGCUUGUCCUGGACAACAACGGUGUGCUGGGUAACCUUGAUGUCGUGGCCCCAGUGCUCGAGCAGUUCAGGCUGCAGGCCACCAUGGGCAGGGACUUCAACGUGCUAUUCUCAGCGCCGAUGGUACGGUAUCUCUGGUGGUGGUGCUCAUGCGGGCAGCGGAAUGUCGGAAUCGGCGAGGCUUGGUACCUGAGAAGCCUGGAUCUGUGGACAGAGGAGAGUGUCUACGUCUUACAGCUCAACAUUGAUUUUUCGACGCAUAUGCCUGUGGACCAUGACUUGAUUCAACAGAUAGCACAGCUUCCUCAAUUUUCUGUUCUGAAGAUAUAUUUGGCAGCAUAUGGACAUGUUUUUGGAGCACCAGUGUUGGAUCUACUUGGGACUUACACUGGUAUACUUAGACUUAAGGUGGUCAUACGAAACUUAGAGAGAACACAAGUAUGCCUGCCAGGUUGCCUUUGUGAUGCAUCCCGGCCAUACUGGAGAAGUCAAAGUAUCCCGCUGCUGUUUCUGGAAGAAAUAGAAAUAGAUGGUUUUGAGGGCACUAGCCAUGAAGUUGAUUUCUUGAAACUUCUGUUCAGAUGCGCAACUCUGAUGAAAAGAAUGACCGUGAGGUUGUCCCGUAAGGUUUUCCCAAGUGAUGGAGGAUACGAGGAAAUGCGCAAGAUUUUCGAGGCGUAUGCAUCCGUGGAAUGCUUAGUUUAUGGUAGCUCUGGGCGGGUUGUUGACAUAUGAUUCUAGUUGUGACAAGAGAGGACAUCCCCAGCCUCCAUCUUAUCAAAAUUUGAGCUACUGCCAUGUCUUCCUUAGCCUAGUCUUGGUGUUCUGCUGAAGAUUUACUGCAAUGCACAGACCAUUUGGCUGUCCUGGAUUUUUUCUGUCAGGUAUGAACUUGGUUGGCAGCAUUGACAGGUCCGAGCAUAAAAGAAGAAUGGAGUGAGACGUGAGGGAGCUAGCUCACUCGACCUGAAAAUUAUGUUUACGGUCCGUAGUGUACAGGUGGUAGAUGCCUAACUGAUGAUACACAUAGCAGGGGCUAUUUUUCGUCUGUGCUUGCCUUGUUUGGCCAGUGCCGUUAGUGUGCAGAUGCAGCUUGUACUGCUGUUUAUACUUUAUACCAAUUACUUGUAUGCAUAGCGGGCGGGCGCCGUAAAUAUGUUACUAUCAGAAACAGAUAUAAUGUAUGAAGCAGAUUUGAUUGAUCUGACCCAGAAUGUAAAUGUCUUCCUAGUCUUGGGUGGGUGACAGAACAUUCAGAGCUUGGGGCACUGCUACCCUCGGCAUAUGGCACAUCAUUCAGUCGGUGAUAUAUACUAGUACUCCAAAGUUGCUCGUAAUUUCCUAGUCGCUUGUUCAGAACAAGAAGAAAGCGGUUUUAUGCAUGGGGAAAAGAGGCACUAACGGUAAUAGCAGCACUCAAUCCUAAACAAGCAAGCAGCAGUGAAGCAAAAGGAGAGGGAAAUACGCUUUGAGGAAGCUCAUCCCAAAGCCAACUUCGCUCAAAAGCUUGUCGCUCCAAUGCACAAAAGCAAGUGGGCGAAUUGUGGAAAGAACCCCAGACCUUGCAUCCCCUGAGAAUGGACUUUUGUAGAUUGGGCUAUAUGGAGACAAUAUUGUAAAUCUAAGAAAUAAAUAGGAUGUAGACAAUACUGUAAUUUACCGGUGUGGAAAUUUUCAGAAUGAAACAUUGUAUUUUGCAAGAAUGACAAUUUGAUAGAA